UGUGUUCGUGUAAAGAGUACAAUCGCUACAGUAGCUACAUCAAGUCAGUUCAGUUGCUGUGGGAGAAGCAGUGCUGUGCCCAGCAGAAAAUGCUUUUGAAGCAGUUCCUAGUCUUGCAGCAGCAAGGGGAGGUUCCGUCCCACAUCUCACUGACGGAUAUUAGAGAUUGGCUCAUUGCCAAGGGUAGAAACUACUUUAAGAACACGUUUCAGAGUGAAAUGGAAGAGGGGAAGAACCUUCACUUGGCUGAACUGGCUUGGGAUGUGAAACGACGCCUCAGGCUAAAGGAGCUGGAAAGAGAAGUGUGCAGGGAGCUGCGCCUGGAGCGCCGAAUCCGCUGGUCGGUGAUUGGACAGCCUGGUAGCCAGAUGGGAGAUUGGAGACCCCUGGGCAUGGAGACACACACACCUCUGGGAAUGGACACUCUUUCCAGUCAAAUCUCGACUGAGAACCUCGAGGUUGCUAGGCUACAUACUGCCAGACCACAUAUUGCCAGACCACAAACUACCAGACCACGUUCUGCCAGACCACCAACUGAAAGACCUAGCAGUGGCUCUGAUCACUCUGGAACCUUGUCUUCUGUGAUGACCUGCUCACCACAUUCAGCUAGCCCGUCAGUGGUAGGUCACUUUGGUCAUGAACAUGUUCCCAGCUUUCACUCUUUGGGGGCUGUAGGCAUAUUACUGCUUCCCUGUCUCCCAUCUCCUGGGAAAUCCAUAUCCAAGUACAGUGGCAAGAAAAAGUAUGUGAACCCUUUGGAAUUACCUGGACUUCUGCGUAAAUUGGUCCUAAAAUGUUCUCUGAUCUUCAUCUAAGUCACAACAAUAGACAAACAAUGAUACUUUUUCAUGUCUUUAUUGAACACACGGUGUAAACAUUCACAGUGCAGGGUGGAAAAAGUACUCAGCAAAAAAAUAAACUUCCCUUUUUCAGGACCCUGUCUUUCAAAGAUAAUUCAUAUAAAUCCAAAUAACUUCACAGAUCUUCAUUUUAAAGGGUAUAAACACUGUUUCCCAUGCUUGUUCAAUGAACCAUGAACAAAUAAUGAACAUGCGUCUGUGGAACGGUCGUUAAGACACUAACAGCUUACGGAUGAUAGGCA
This is a messenger RNA of Oncorhynchus nerka (sockeye salmon), 1102 nucleotides long. RefSeq lists its product as uncharacterized. The coding region runs from base 90 to 815 and encodes 241 amino acids. Lineage: Eukaryota; Metazoa; Chordata; Actinopteri; Salmoniformes; Salmonidae. The record is from RefSeq and is a predicted model, not a curated record. The transcript is spliced from 4 exons.